AUGGGAUCUUCCCUAAGUCAUUGCUCUGACAUUAAGAAUUCAUGCAUUUCAAGCAAACCAAACGAUCCUGAAAAUUAAGAGAAGCUGCAGUCUGAGCCCAUUGCGACCAUUAAAAAAUUAGAUCUCUAAAGUAAGUCCACGUAGAGUUCUCAAAUUAACUCAUAAGAAAAACCAAAAGUAAAAUUGAGGAGAUAAUACUCAGAGACUUCCACACAAUAGACUAUAUUUGAAUCGAUCCAAAAAGAUUAAUAGCUUUUUUACAGCUAAAGAGAGAUGAUUCCUCCUUGCUCUAGUCCCCUUGAGGAGGAUAUUCAAUUAAAAAAUCUAAUUUAUGACAAAUUCAAGGACAGAGAGAUACAAGAAUUCAUUGAGUUGAGAAAGGUAUAAGAAAAGACAUAAGAAAUUUAAUCAUAAGAGCUUUAAGUUAUUCAGAAUUAAAAAGAUACUGCAUUAUCAAGCAUGGAUCUUGGAAAUAUUGAAUUAGAAGAUAUUUAUAAGAAUGAUGAUGAAAAGUACAUGAAAAUAAAUAGAGACUAUGUGGUUGAUCUUUUCAAUACAUACAAUCUUGAUAAUAAGCAAAGAUUUUAAUGGGAACAGAUUUAUUCAGAUAGGCUUGUGAAGGUAUGGAUUAGUAAAAGAGGGAGUGAUAGAGAGCAGAUUAGUCCAUUCAUAAAAUCUGAGAUAUUGAUUGAUUUAAGCAAAAGGAGGGAUGAUAACUUGUUCAUUGAUGACGAGCUAUUGACUAAAGUCAGAGAUAGUCUGCAUAAUCCUAUUUAAAGAUCUAAAUGGGAUGAUAAGAUUAAUGAUUUAAGAAUUAUUGACUCCAAAGGUGACAAUUUAUUAUGCAUCUAUCAAAGAAACAAGUCUCCUGGCGGUCCUGGAAUGCCAUCAAGAUAUUUUAUUGAAAAAAAGAUGAUGUAUGAUAUAAAAGGAGAGGAGUUAACUUCUUAAUUCUUUGUGUAUACUUCUGAACUUCCAAAUAUUGAGGUAAUUUGA
This is a messenger RNA of Stylonychia lemnae, 996 nucleotides long. The record is from the annotation of a GenBank genome assembly. Lineage: Eukaryota; Ciliophora; Spirotrichea; Sporadotrichida; Oxytrichidae.